AUGAAAGAUAGCUUACGACAGGAGAAAAACCCAAAUGGCACUUCUAUUAGUAUCUGGUUUUCUUUCUUUCCUCACUCCUUCAAUGUCUACUUCUCUACAUUCCUUUUCUCAUUCCUGACUCAUACUUUUGAGAGGAAGUACAUGUUCCUUAUUUGCAAUGGCAUCCUUGUGUUUCUAGCCAAAACCUCGGUUUCUUCUUCUUCUUCAUGCGUUGGUAAAAAAUUUUCAUCGGGGACUGAAAUGUAUUCUGAAGUGAAAGCAGCGCUUCAUGAUGUUACGAGAACUACUGAGUCAGAUUCUCUAAAGAAUGUUGCACUUGCAGCCGAGGAAGACCAAGAACAAGAAGAUAGUGAAGAGAAAAAGAAAGAACAAGGGUAUCCGUCUAGAGAAGAAGAGCGAGAAAAGGAAGCUCUGAGAGCAGAAGGUGAAGACGAAGAAGAAGAAGAAGAAGAAGAAAAGGAAGAAGUAGUAGAAGCAACAGAAGGAGAAAAUACUGAAGAUACACAAAUAAACACAGAUGAAUUGAACAAGAGAAUUGAAGAUUUCAUAAGGAGAAUGAAAGAAGAACUCAGGAUUGAAGCUCAAAGACAGCUAAUCACAGUCUAA
Mangifera indica (mango) is the source of this 606-nucleotide messenger RNA. RefSeq names its product histone acetyltransferase GCN5-like. Lineage: Eukaryota; Viridiplantae; Streptophyta; Magnoliopsida; Sapindales; Anacardiaceae. The record is from RefSeq and is a predicted model, not a curated record. Bases 1 to 606 code for a protein of 201 amino acids. The transcript has 2 exons.